Messenger RNA from Penicillium cosmopolitanum, 2121 nucleotides. Its product is annotated as oligopeptidase family protein. Lineage: Eukaryota; Fungi; Ascomycota; Eurotiomycetes; Eurotiales; Aspergillaceae. The record is from RefSeq and is a predicted model, not a curated record. The coding region runs from base 1 to 2121 and encodes 706 amino acids. Gene Ontology annotation, biological process: proteolysis. The transcript has 2 exons. Gene Ontology annotation, molecular function: serine-type endopeptidase activity.
AUGCAGUUUACGCCACAGCGGUCCUCGGCCGUUCCCAACGCGGCCGGAACUCUCGCAGUCUAUACCCAAACCUCCUAUUCCUUCGAGUCACACUCCAAGACAAACGAGAUCCGAGUCAUCGAAAUCGAUUCUGGCCGAUCAGCCCUCAUCACCAACGACCCCGGCGCUAGCAACCCGCAGUGGCUGGGUGACGGCGACCGACUCGUCUGGUUGAAGACCAAGGGCAAUGGAAACACCAGCUUCAUUGUCGGCGAUGCCCGCGAGGCCAAUAAGACAUAUACCGCCGGUACCGUCCCUGGCCCCGUCUCGGAUCUCAAGGUCACUACCGUUGAGCCUGGCAAGAUCGGAUUUGCGGUGAGCGGCAAGGCCAAUAAUGACGGAACCCUAUAUAACCCCCACGACGCCAAGAAGCCACAAACGACUGGUCGCUUAUAUACAUCACUGUUCGUUCGCCAUUGGGAUUCUUAUGUUGAACCUCAGAAAAAUGCCAUUUGGUACGGUCUUUUGGAGCAGGCUCCAUUAUCACCUGCCCGUCGCCAAGCUGGCAAGUUCAGCGUUUCGGGUCUGACCAAUUUGAUCUCUGUGGUUGGACUGGCCGGCGUCGAGUCACCUAUCCCGCCCUUUGGAGGCUCUGGUGAUUUCGACAUCAGCCCAUCAGCUAUUGUUUUCAUCGCUAAGGAUCCGGAUCUGAAUCCCGCCACCCAUACAUCUUGUUCCUGUUACUAUGCGCCCAUGUUCUCAUGGACUAGCAUGAGAGCACAGGAUGUAAAGGCGUGUAAGAUUACCGCCUUGCAAGGAGCAAUGUCAUCGCCUGUCUUGUCCUCGGACGGUGGUUCCAUUGCGCUUUUGGCCAUGCAGCAUGAUGGAUACGAAUCCGACAAGAACCGAAUUCUAUAUGUACCGAACCCUUGGGAUGGCAACAUGAUUGAGGUUUUCGAGUCUUCAGAUGGAAAGGGUCUCUGGGAUUUAAGCCCCUCUACGAUCUCUUUUGCUCAGGGCGAUAACUCUUUGCUGAUUCAGGCGGAAGAGAAAGGCCGCGGAGUUCUUUAUCAACUCCCCCUUCAAGGCAUCAGAGAGGCGAAGCCUAACUCAUUGCGACGACUUACCCACGCUGGUUAUGUUAAUGAUGUAGCUCCUGCUUCGAAGUACAACACCAAGCUGUUUGUUUCCAGCAGCAACAUGGUGGAUAACAGUCUAUGGUAUAUUAUCGACCCUGCUCGCCCCAAUCCAAUCGAGCUGGUCUCUUCCAACGGUCGUGGUGGUGCAGCAUUUGGAUUAGAUCCGUCUCAGAUUGAUGAGAUCUGGUUUCGAGGAGCUGAAGAUCAUCCGGUACACGCGUGGGUCAUUAAACCAUCCAACUUCAAACCCGGCGAAAAGUACCCUCUAGCAUACCUGAUCCACGGCGGGCCCCAGGGCGCUUGGAACGACCAAUGGAGCACUCGAUGGAACCCGGCUGUUUUUGCAGAGCAGGGAUAUAUCGUGAUCACGCCGAAUCCAACCGGUAGCACUGGCUACGGACAGGACUUCACCGAUGCCAUCCGUGGCCAAUGGGGUGGCCGGCCGUACGAAGACUUGGUUAAAGGGUUUGAGCACAUUGAGAAGAAUCUCGAUUACGUGGACACCGAUCGCGCAGUCGCACUCGGUGCUUCUUACGGUGGCUACAUGAUGAACUGGAUUCAAGGCCACCCGCUAGGUCGCAAGUUUAAGGCUCUCGUCACUCACGACGGCGUAUUCAGCAUGACUGGUCAGCUGGCUAGUGAAGAACAGUACUUCCCACUGCACGAUCUCGAAGGUCCCAUCUGGAAGGUUCCCGAGAACUGGGCUAAGUGGGAUCCAUCGCGCUUUACUGAGAAUUGGAAGACGCCGCAUCUGAUCAUCCAUAACGAACUGGACUAUCGUCUGACUAUCGCUGAGGGUCUGGCUGCAUUCAAUGUACUCCAGAUGCGCGGCGUGGAGAGUGCAUUCCUGACAUUCCCGGAUGAGAACCACUGGGUGUUGAACCCCGAGAACUCUCUUAUGUGGCACCAGACCGUGCUUAACUUCAUCAACAAGUUCGUCGGUCUUCCUCCAGUAUCGGAGGAGUCUGACCUCUCCUCGGGCGUCAACAAGAUGGCCGUUUAG